Lactuca saligna is the source of this 499-nucleotide messenger RNA. The record is from the annotation of a GenBank genome assembly. Lineage: Eukaryota; Viridiplantae; Streptophyta; Magnoliopsida; Asterales; Asteraceae.
AUGGCAAAGCAAAAGAUUGUGGUGAAGGUCACAAUGAACAACGAAAAGAAAAUCCGUAAGGCUCUGAAAAUCGCAGUUAGUCUCUCCGGAGUCGAAUCAGCAUCUUUCGUGGGAUCAGAUAAAACCCAAAUCGCUGUGACUGGGGAACAUGUCGACUCAGUUGAACUGGCGACCUUGCUAAGGAAAGGUGUUGGAUACACAGAGCUACUGAGUGUUGGUCCGGUGGAGGAGAAGAAACCAGCCGCCGCAAAGGAAACAAAUCCCACGGUGGCGCCACUAGAUUUUACAGUUAAUCCAUACCAAUAUUACUACGGCAGCUAUGGGAUGCCCUACUAUGCAUAUUAGAUUUAGAUCUUAUUUAGUGAAAAAGAGUGAAAGAAAUUAGUUUUAUAUUGAUGCAUAACUAGCUUCAUUUAAACUUUUUUUUUUUUUUUUGGGAGUUUUGCAUUCCAUGAAAUAAGAGACCCUUGAUGUACAUAUUAUCUUUGUGAUAUAUGGG